Puccinia triticina is the source of this 432-nucleotide messenger RNA. RefSeq lists its product as uncharacterized. The record is from RefSeq and is a predicted model, not a curated record. The coding region runs from base 1 to 432 and encodes 143 amino acids. The transcript is spliced from 5 exons. NCBI's taxonomy places the organism in Eukaryota, Fungi, Basidiomycota, Pucciniomycetes, Pucciniales, Pucciniaceae.
AUGGAGAGUUUUGACGCCUCUUCGCCGACGCUCAGCCUGACCACGCCACAGCAGUCCAAACCUGUUCCGAGCCACUCUGCAUCCGGAGGCGCCUUGUCAACAAGCUUGGGCGUCGACCGACGUCAUUCCAGUGUACCAAGUGAAAGGCGACAGUCCAAACAGCACGAAAGUCCCAAGCAAUACAGUCUCGACAGAUCCGAACAUCCUGAAAAACGUUCGCAAGGUCCCUUUGCCGAUUCCGGAAGACGGGAUGGCUUCAAUUUUGAUCUGAACGCGGAACCCUCGGAGGAACUAGACCUAACAGACGACCAGACUGAGAGGCAAGACCUCUGGAAAAAGGAAUGUUUAAUGAUCACUCAGCUAGAAUUACAUAUUCCGUUGUGCCACCAGGAGAGAACUCUCUCUCAAUACAAGGAUCGAACGGAAGUCUGA